This is a messenger RNA of Sitodiplosis mosellana (orange wheat blossom midge), 2019 nucleotides long. RefSeq names its product phenoloxidase-activating factor 2-like. The record is from RefSeq and is a predicted model, not a curated record. Gene Ontology annotation, biological process: proteolysis. Lineage: Eukaryota; Metazoa; Arthropoda; Insecta; Diptera; Cecidomyiidae. Bases 574 to 1911 code for a protein of 445 amino acids. The transcript is spliced from 12 exons. Gene Ontology annotation, molecular function: serine-type endopeptidase activity.
GCUGCUGUUUUUUUUUUUUCAUUCACAGUUCAAAAAUUGACUGUAUUUAUCCUUGCCACACUUGAUUAUUUAUUCAAAUAAGUACGCAACUGUUUGCUGGAAAUCGAUCACAUAACAAAUCAUUUAGUAUUCUACGACGAACGAACGAACGAAAAAAAAAAACUAUCGUUUAAAAUAGACAGUCCAUAAUCAGUGUGUUGAUCUUAGCAAGACAAUAUUUUGUUGUUGUUCGUGUUUUCGUUGUCGUUGUUUAUAAAAGCGAAUCACAUAGCAAAAACCGGAUUAGAACAAAAAUCAGCAGAGAGCUCAAUCAAUACAAGCAAUCGUUUAACAUACGCACGCAUACACCCAGACACCCAGAAACACACACACACACACAUUGUCGCACGCAUACAAACAUUACAAACGUGACUGUCAUUGAUUGCUCUCGCUAGCUAGCUCGGUCGCUUCGCUCAAAACGAAGACUCGGAUGUGCUGAAGUUACAAAGUGGGUGCGCAAAACAUACGGUGCAUAAAUCGAGUCGAUCCGAUAACAGAUGAAUUCAUGUUAACACGACGUUUUGAAACAAACAAAUGGAUCGAACAUUGAAGUUGUGUCAGCUGUUGGCUGUAUUUUAUUUACUAGUUUGUAAGACGACAACCGCCGAUUCGCCCACCGAUGACAAAGAUUUAGAUGCACUAAUUAAAGAGAUCUUCCAAAAUCCAAAUGAACAACCCCAGCCAACUGUAACUCAAACACCGUACACAGUUCCGCCAACAGAUACUCGCUAUCCAAAUCAUGAAGAUACUAAUCAUUCAUAUCCACAGCCACAACCUCAACCUAAACCAGAUCCAUAUCCACAGCCAACACCAUUAGUAGACCCAGCAAAUGAGCCAAACCCAUGUUUGGUUGGAGAAUGCGUUCCGUAUUAUCUCUGUGCCAAUGGUUCAAUUAUAACCAGCGGAGAAGGCAUUUUAGACGUCAGAUUUGGCGAAGAAGACAAUCCCGAUCCAGUGUUUCAUCCAUGCAAAGGUCUUUUUCAAACAUGUUGCUCACUUAAAACUGAUACGCCAAAUAUACCAAAAAUCGAGAAAAAAGAGGGUUGUGGCCAUCGUAAUCACGAUGGUGUCGGUUUUCGUAUCACGGGACAAAAAGACAACGAAGCACAAUACGGGGAAUUUCCUUGGAUGGUGGCGAUCAUCAAAGAGGAGCCAUCGUUGCAGGAUGUUUUGAAUGUGUAUCAAUGCGGCGGUUCACUGAUUCAUCCAUCGGUCGUUUUGACAGCCGCACAUUGCGUGUAUGCCAAGAAAUUGGGAUCAUUGAAAAUUCGCGCCGGUGAAUGGGAUACACAGACACGUGAUGAGAUAUUUCCGCAUCAAGAUCGAUUUGUCAGUGAGAUGAUUAUACAUGAAGACUACUACAAAGGUGGCCUAUUCAACGACAUUGCACUGCUGAUAUUGCAAGAGCCAGUUGAGCUAUCGGAAAUCAUCAAUACAGCCUGUCUACCACCACAAGACUAUCUUUUCGAUGGUUCAAGAUGCUUUGCUUCAGGUUGGGGAAAAGAUCAAUGGGGCAAAGAAGGAAAGUAUCAAGUGAUAUUGAAGAAAGUCGAUCUGCCAAUCAUUCCGCGCAUUCCAUGUGUCGAACGGCUACGCUCAACUCGAUUGGGUCAUCACUUCAAUUUGCAUUCCAGCUUCAUUUGCGCAGGCGGUGAACGUGGCAAAGAUACGUGCAAAGGCGAUGGAGGAAGUCCACUUGUUUGUCCCAUUCCAAGUAAGCACGAGCAAUACUAUCAAUCGGGUAUCGUGAGCUGGGGGAUUGGAUGUCUUCAAGCGAAUCCAGGUGUUUAUGUGAAUGUGGCCAAGUUUAGAACAUGGAUUGAUCAACAGUUUCAAUACAAAUCGCUUGACACAAGCUACUAUGAACUUUAACAAGUUUACUUAACAAUUAGGAACAAUUUUUUUAUGUGUGUGUUUGUAGACAACAACAAAAAAAAAACAGAAUAAACGAAGAGAAUAGUUGUAGAGUGCAGAUUUCAA